GUUUGACAAAAUAAGAAAGCAAAUGUUGUGCCUGUGCAUGCAUUUCAAUCUUAAAGACGUUGUUUUUAGUCCUGGAACAGAACAUGGAGUAGAUCUUGAAAGAUAUGUCUCAGAAACAUUGCACCUACUACCAGUUCUCCUUCAAAGAAAAGCCAUAUAGGAAAGUCAACCGGUAGUACUUGGCUUGUGCUGCCUGUUGCUCGCCUGUGCUCUGGUCCUGAACCACAGCCCCAGAUUACAAAGAUCUCAAGAACAGCCAUACGAAUCUUGACGUGCCCCAAACUGCCAACCCACAACAUCUCAUCACCACAUUGCUGCAGUCUUCAGUGCUUGCUCGUAAUAAUCAUACUAGGCCUUCGAUCUGCAUCUUCCUAGCAAAGGAACUGGGAUAUGUUUACAGCUCAUAUAUCCCCCGGACCCCCGGCACUGCAUACUAGAUCUCUCCAGAGUCCAGUCCUCCCUCGACCUCCCAUGUACCAUGCACACAACACAGCUGCUGCUCAAAGAGCCACAUGCCUAGUAGAUUCUAGUCUUGGUAGCUAGCCAGAGAGAGAGAGAGAGAGAGAGAGAGAGAGAGCAGAGCAGAGCAGAGCAGAGCAGAGCAAGCAACCAAACCAAGAAGAAAAGGCAAGAAGAGGUUUAGGCUAGCGGGGAGGAGGAGAGCCGGCGCACAAUGCAUCAGCAACAGCACCAGGAGCGGCCGCGGGAGGUGUACCGCGAGUGCAUGCGCAACCACGCGGCGAAGCUCGGGACAUACGCUUCUGACGGAUGCUGCGAGUACACCCCCGACGACGGCCAGCCCGCACCGAUGCUCUGCGCCGCCUGCGGCUGCCACCGCAACUUCCACCGGAAGACGUUCCUGGACGCCGCGGCGGGGGCGCACGGCGCGAUGCUGCCCUCCCCUGCUGGCGCCUCCCCGGGCUACGGCAGUGGCACGCACCACACUGCGACUACUGCGGCCGGCAUGGGCGGUGACGCCGGCGCGCACGGCUCCGGGGGCAGGCGGCGGACGCGGACAAAGUUCACGGAGGAGCAGAAGGAGUGCAUGGCGCGGUUCGCGGAGCGGCUCGGCUGGCGGAUGCCCAAGCGGGAGCCCGGCCGCGCGCCGGGGGACGACGAGGUGGGCCGCUUCUGCCGAGAGAUCGGGGUCACCAGGCAAGUCUUCAAGGUGUGGAUGCACAACCACAAGUCCGGCGGCGGCAGCGGAGGCGCCGGCGCCGGCGCCGGCGGGGCCGCUCAGACGUCGUCGUCCACGACGCGUGGCGGCGGGAGCGGCGCCGUUGGAGGAGGCGGGAGCAUGUCUCCGGCGAUUUGCGCGGACGUCGAGGACGACGAGGAGGUGAUGAGGGGCAGUGGAAUGUGCAUGUAGUCGCGCCCGCGCUGCAUAUGUGGCUCGCGCGGCGGCAAUGGCAUGGCCUGGCUGGCUGGCUGCGAACCUGCGACCGAUCAUCGAUGAUUAACCAAGCCUUUUGCUGCUAAUUCCUUUCGGUGAUUUUGCUUCUAUGAGUUGAUUAAUUGUUGAUGAUAUGAAAUAUUCAUUGUUAUAAAGGCUUUGCUAAUUGAUGUUUUGUCAUUGUGAUCAUCAUUCAGACCAUUAUUGAUA
Molecule: messenger RNA, 1603 nt
Organism: Zea mays
Lineage: Eukaryota; Viridiplantae; Streptophyta; Magnoliopsida; Poales; Poaceae
Product: zinc-finger homeodomain protein 11
Exons: 1
Coding region: 674-1369 (231 amino acids)
Biological process (GO): regulation of DNA-templated transcription; regulation of developmental process
Cellular component (GO): nucleus
Molecular function (GO): transcription cis-regulatory region binding; DNA-binding transcription factor activity
Source: RefSeq, a predicted model, not a curated record